AUGGCCAAAGUAAAUGAACCUGAUACCCAAUCAGAACAGGAAGACAAUCCUAACAUAAACGCUGUCAAGUUCGAAUACUCAGAUAAGAACGAAGAAAUGGAAGCAGAAUCUUCAUAUAUGGCCACAAACAGAGGCGAAAGAAAGAAGAAAAAGAAGUAUGAGUUCAAAAUGCCUGUCCACAAUGGUAUUCCAAAUAGUGGUAAAGGACCCGAUACGAUCAAUGUCCUCAAUAUUGAUUGUAUCCAAGACUUAAAACUCAGAGAAAGAGUUAUAGAAAAAUGGGUUACUGAGAUUUCACUAAUCUUACAAACAAACCCAGAUGAAUUUGGAAAUGCAAAAAAUGUUCUCCUACUUUUAGAACACAAGACUGAUGGAAUUGUGCAAAAAUUCCUUAGAAAUAAUAAUUGGAAUGAAGAAUUACAUGGAUUAGACCUUUUUGAUAGUCUUAUAAAUGUCAUUUACACUACCUUCUUAGGACUAGAUUAUAUCUCUAAUAAAGACUUCACUAUAAAUAAGAAAGUCGACAUAGCAAGAGUCUCAAUGACAAAACUCCAGUUACAUGAUAUUUGUCUCCUUGACAAAUACACAUAUAGAUAUGAAUCAUAUCUUUAUGAUAUUCCACAGAGAAGUGAAUAUUCACAAUGGAUAUCUGCUUAUCUUAUGAAAAUACCAAUCAUUGGAGAAAUCUGUACUGAAAGAUGGAAAAAAGAAGCCAUUGGAGAAAUUCAGCAAACCAAUCUUUCUUAUGCAACAAAAAUUGUAAAAGAAGAAAUUGACAGAAUAUGUCAAGACAGAUAUAAACAACAAAGGCUUAAAACUAUAAGCAAAGAUUGUUGUAACAUUCUGUCUGAUUUCAAAGAUUUUGAUAUCGGAAGGAAAACUUAUACUAAGAAGAAGUAUAAAGAUAAAAACAAAAAGAAAUACAAAUCUUUUUGGAAGAAGAAAAAGAGAAGAUUUUCUCCAGGAAAAUACUUCAAAAAAUCUUCGAAAGAAACACCUAAAAAGAAUACUUCCUGCCCACAAGGAAAGAAAAAAUGCAGGUGUUGGAUCUGCAACGAAGAGGGACACUACGCUAAUGAAUGUCCAAAUAAGAAAAAGCACCCUACUAAGGUCAAGGUAUUACAAACUGCUAAUAACGGAGGCUAUGAAGCUCUUGAAGAAGAAUAUGAUGGUAUACAACAUGUUUUCAUUUUACAUGUUGAUACUAAUUCCUCGUCAUCCUCAGAAGAAGAUGAAUCAACUACUGAUGACUCAGAUUAG
Lactuca virosa is the source of this 1260-nucleotide messenger RNA. The record is from the annotation of a GenBank genome assembly. NCBI's taxonomy places the organism in Eukaryota, Viridiplantae, Streptophyta, Magnoliopsida, Asterales, Asteraceae.